Hansenula ciferrii is the source of this 1683-nucleotide messenger RNA. RefSeq names its product General amino acid permease (gene AGP12). Gene Ontology annotation, cellular component: membrane. Bases 1 to 1683 code for a protein of 560 amino acids. Lineage: Eukaryota; Fungi; Ascomycota; Saccharomycetes; Phaffomycetales; Wickerhamomycetaceae. The transcript has a single exon. Gene Ontology annotation, molecular function: amino acid transmembrane transporter activity. Gene Ontology annotation, biological process: amino acid transmembrane transport. The record is from RefSeq and is a predicted model, not a curated record.
AUGGGGCUCUUUAAUAGAUCUCAAAACAAUCAACCCAUACAACAAAACAAUCCAUACUCAUCAUUAGAACAACCCACAAAUAAUUCCAAUGAUUUAAAAAAUGGCCCUUAUUUAACCGAAGAAUUGACAGACCAAGAUCCAGAAUCAUUAUCAUCCCAAUCAACAAACUUAAAAUUUGAUUCAUCAACAGGUUCCAAAAGAGCAUUGAAAAAUCGUCAUUUAUCAUUAAUUGCCCUUGCUGGGAUCAUUGGACCUGGUAUCUUAUUAGGUGCAGGACAAAGUUUAACAAAAGGUGGUCCAUUAGCUAUGCUUAUAGCUGUAUUAAUUGUUGGGAUUAUUGCAUAUUCAAUGAUGACUUCUAUUGGUGAGAUGAUUAGUGUUUAUCCAGCGGGGAAUGGGUUUACUACAUUGGCUAGGAGAUUCCAUAGUGAUGCUUUGAGUGCUGUACAGGGGUAUCUAUAUGUUAUUAUUUGGUUUUGCGUUUUGAGUAAUGAAUAUAAUGCAAUUUCUUCGAUAAUGUCAUUUUGGGAUACUGAUGAAAAAAUACCAAUUUAUGGAUAUAUUUUAAUUUUUUGGUUUGCUUUUCAAAUUUUUCAAAUCUUGGGUGUGGAGGCAUUUGGAGAAUCUGAAUAUUGGUUAGCCCUUUUUAAAAUUAUUGGAUUAUGUGUUUAUUAUAUUUUUUCCAUUAUUUAUAUAUCAGGUGGUAUUAAAAAUAGACCUGCAUUUGGGUUUCAUUAUUGGAAUGAUCCUGGAGCGUUGACUCAUGGAUUUAGAGGUAUUGCCACUGUUUUUGUUUAUUUUUCAACUUUUUAUUCCGGAACAGAAGCAGUUGCCAUUACAGCAAAUGAAUCAAAAAAUCCAUCAAUUGCCAUCCCUCGUGCUGUUAGACAAACCACUAUUCGUAUCCUAUUUGUUUAUAUUGCAAUUGCCGUGUUUUAUGGUGCAACAGUCUCAUCAAAUGAUCCAUUGUUAACAUCAGAUACAGGUGCAUUAAAAUCUCCUAUUGGUAUUGCCCUUGUUAGAGCCGGUUGGAGUAAUGGUACACAUUUAGUUAAUGCAUUUGUCCUUGUGACAUGUAUAAGUGCAGUUAAUAGUUCAAUUUAUAUGGGUUCAAGAACUUUAACAAAUUUAGCAACAGAAAAAUUAGCCCCAAGGUUCCUGGGUUGGAAAGAUAAAAGAGGUGUUCCAAUUUAUGCUAUAACGUUGAUGAACCUGUUGGGUUUAAUUUCAUUAAUGAAUGUUUCUACAGGUGCUUCCAAGGCAUAUAAUUAUAUUGUUAAUAUUUCAGGUGUUGCCGUUUUCAUGGUUUGGGGGAUUAUUUCAUUUACACAUCUUAGAGUUCGUAAAGCAUGGAAGUUACAAGGUUAUGAUAUAAGUACCAUACCAUAUAAAUCCCAAUUUUAUCCAUGGAUAACAUGGUUUGGCCUCGGUGCAACUAUUUUUUUAACUCUUGUCCAGGGGUGGACUUCUAUAAAACCAUUUAAAGUUGAUGAAUUUAUUGAUUCUUAUAUUUUGAUACCUUUUAGUAUAAUACUUUAUUUAAGUAUUUGUAUUUUGAAAAAACAAUGGAGACCUGUUGAUUUGGAGACAUUGGAUCUUGAUGAAGGUCGUAGACAAGAUUUAGAAAUUGAACCAAAUAAUGAAUCAAAACCUUGGUAUAAGAAAAUUUUUAAUAGUUUAUAG